Chionomys nivalis (European snow vole) is the source of this 483-nucleotide messenger RNA. It is a transcript of the gene Tex46, whose product is annotated as testis expressed 46. The transcript is spliced from 2 exons. The coding region runs from base 1 to 483 and encodes 160 amino acids. Lineage: Eukaryota; Metazoa; Chordata; Mammalia; Rodentia; Cricetidae. The record is from RefSeq and is a predicted model, not a curated record.
AUGCUGGGGGACCUGUUAUUUUUUCUGAGGAGUUUCCAUGGGUUUCUUGCUUCUUCUGGCACCACAGGAGCCAUCUUGGCUUGGUUGAUAAGCUUUAAGCCAGCCUUGUUUGGCUUCCUCUUCCUUCUGCUAUUGCUCAGCAACUGGCUAGUCAAGCAUGAACUCAGUCAGGCUCCCUGCCAGCCCCAGACGGUGGCAGAAAAAGCAACAGCUCCAGAAGUCAACCCCAAUUACGCCACGGACAGAGAGUUGGAGAAAAUGAAUGUUUGCUUCGCUCUCCAGGAUAAGGUCCUGGAGCGGCUGUUGUUCAGCGAGAUGAAGCUGAAGGCCUUGGAAAAUCAGAUGUUCAUCAUAUGGAAUAAACUUAAUCACCGCCGGUGGCACAGCAGACACCGGAACUUCUCCAGGAGGUGGCACAGGAAAAGAAGGAAUGACUCUGCUUUCUCCAUCGUCUCUAACUACACCCCCACUGAAUGCGACUGA